This is a messenger RNA of Penicillium mononematosum, 450 nucleotides long. RefSeq names its product translationally-controlled tumor protein. Gene Ontology annotation, cellular component: cytoplasm. Bases 1 to 450 code for a protein of 149 amino acids. Lineage: Eukaryota; Fungi; Ascomycota; Eurotiomycetes; Eurotiales; Aspergillaceae. Gene Ontology annotation, molecular function: calcium ion binding. The transcript has 5 exons. The record is from RefSeq and is a predicted model, not a curated record.
AUGCUCGUCUUCUCUGAUGUCAUCUCCGGUGACCAGAUGCUCUCGGACAGUUACCCUAUAAGAGAAGUGGAUGAUGUUGUCUACGAAGUAGACUGCAAAUAUAUACAAACCCGCCAGGGCGUUGAUGUUGAUAUUGGCGCUAAUCCUUCCGCCGAAGAAGCGGAAGAGGGGCUGGAAGAUGGCAUCAUUCAGGUCAUUGAUGUUAUUGAUGCAUUCCGGCUACAACCUACUUCCUUUGACAAGAGAGAUUAUCUGGCUUACUUAAAGAUUUACAUGAAAGCCAUCGAAAGCUAUCUUUGGGAAACAGAUCCCGGCAGGGUCCAAGAGUUUGAGAAGAAUGUGUCGGAAAGUAUGAACGUCGACGGUAUGGUUGCUCUUUUCAGCUACCGUGAGGAUGGUGCCCCAUUCUUUACUUUCUGGAAGGAUGGACUGCACGUAGUUGAUUGUUAA